UAACACUCUAAUGGGGAAAAGAAGAAAGACAGUGGUCAAGUUCGAUGCUGAAGACAGGAAAGCCUUUUUGACUGGAUUCAAGAAGAGAAAAGAUGCAAGAAGAAAGAAAGCCCAAGAAGAAAUUAAAGAGCAGGGUAAAUAAGGAAAGAAGAGAAGACAGGGCUCAAAAGAGAGUAGAAAGAGAUCGUAGGCUACAAGAAUACGAAGAUAUUAUGGAGAUUAAGAGACAGCAGAAGUUAAAGGACCAGAUGGAAAUUAAGUUGGUAGAAGCCACUAGGAAGAAGAAGGAGCAGAGGGAUCUGGUAUUGGAACAGCAGGGGGAUAGUUCGGAUACGGAUAGUGAGAUAGUGUUUGCAGAUGAGAAGAAGGAUGAGGAAGUGCAGGAGUUGAAGGAUGAGGGAGACAAGAAGGAGAAAAAGAAGAAGAAUGAGAGUAAGAAGAAGCAGGAGAAUGGGAAUAAGGAGGAUAGUGAAUCAGAUGAUGAGAAAGAGGUCGAGUGAAGUUCAGAAACUAGUUCUGUUGAUUCUUUCUUUGAACCCCCAAAACCUCACAAAGGACCACCAUUCUCUCCAGUGAGGAGCUUCUCUCACAAGCUGAAAUCUAUUUUAAAAAGAAGAUAA
Messenger RNA from Moneuplotes crassus, 620 nucleotides. NCBI's taxonomy places the organism in Eukaryota, Ciliophora, Spirotrichea, Euplotida, Euplotidae. The record is from the annotation of a GenBank genome assembly.